AUGAUGUCGGCUUGUUUAAUAUCGCGGACUGUUGUCCGGUCAGCUGUCCGAAAACAGUCACCUUUCCCAACCAUUGUUGUAUCGACAUCGCCGAUUUCCCGAUGGAGCCGUGGCUUCGCGUCUGAGGCCGGCGAGGAGAAGGAUCUUGUCGUCAUCGGCGGUGGCGUGGCUGGCUACGUUGCUGCUAUCAAGGCCGGCCAGGAAGGAUUCAAGGUGGCUUGCAUCGAAAAGCGCGGAUCCCUUGGCGGUACCUGUUUGAACGUCGGCUGCAUCCCGUCGAAAUCAUUGCUCAAUAAUUCCCACCUCUACCACCAGAUCCUUCACGACAGCAAGAGCCGCGGCAUUGAGGUCGGUGACGUCAAGCUGAACUUGCCCCAGCUGAUGAAGGCCAAAGAACAGUCCGUGUCAGGACUCACCAAAGGCAUUGAGUUUCUCUUCAAGAAAAAUGGCGUUGAAUACGUCAAAGGAAGCGGCUCGUUUGUUGACGAGCAUACAGUCAAGGUUGAUCUUAACGACGGUGGGGAAACGACACUGAAGGGCAAGAACAUUAUCAUUGCCACUGGCAGCGAAGCCACACCGUUCCCCGGUCUGGAUAUUGAUGAGAAGCGCGUCGUCACUAGCACUGGUGCGUUGUCGCUUGAAAAGGUGCCAGAGUCUCUGGUCGUGAUUGGUGGUGGCAUUAUCGGCCUGGAGAUGGCCUCGGUGUGGUCUCGCCUGGGCGCCAAGGUGACGGUGGUUGAAUUCCUCGGUCAGAUUGGUGGGCCUGGUAUGGACACAGAGAUUUCGAAGACUGCACAGAAGAUCCUGAAGAAGCAGGGCAUCGAUUUCAAGCUCAACACGAAGGUUGUCAGUGGCGAUACGAGUGGCGACAAGAUCAAGCUGGAGGUUGAUGCUGCCAAAGGCGGCAAGCCCGAGACGCUGGAAGGCGAGGUUGUCCUGGUGGCCAUCGGACGUCGUCCCUACACCGAGGGCCUGGGGCUGGAGAACAUUGGCCUGGAUGUUGAUGAGCGCGGACGUGUUGUCAUUGACUCGGAAUACCGCACAAAACAUUCGCACAUUCGGUGCGUGGGUGACGUGACUUUCGGUCCUAUGCUUGCGCACAAGGCUGAGGACGAGGGCCUUGCUGUCGUGGAAUAUCUGAAGAAGGGUUACGGCCACGUCAACUACGGUUGUAUCCCUGCAGUGAUGUACACGCACCCCGAGGUGGCUUGGGUGGGUCAAACGGAGCAAGACCUGAAGGCACAGGACGUCGCGUACAAAGUCGGCACGUUCCCGUUCUCUGCCAACUCCCGCGCCAAGACCAACGCCGAUUCCGAGGGUAUCGUGAAGGUAAUUGCCGAUGCGGAGACGGACAGGCUGCUAGGUGUGCACAUCGUGGGCCCUGGUGCUGGUGAGAUGAUUGCCGAGGGCACGCUGGCCUUAGAGUAUGGUGCGUCGAGUGAGGAUAUUGCGCGUACGACGCAUGCGCACCCCACGCUUGCAGAGGCGCUCAAGGAGGCGGCCAUGGCGACCUACAACCGCGCCAUUCACUUCUAG
This is a messenger RNA of Sporothrix brasiliensis 5110, 1536 nucleotides long. Its product is annotated as dihydrolipoamide dehydrogenase. The transcript has 3 exons. Gene Ontology annotation, molecular function: flavin adenine dinucleotide binding; dihydrolipoyl dehydrogenase (NADH) activity. Lineage: Eukaryota; Fungi; Ascomycota; Sordariomycetes; Ophiostomatales; Ophiostomataceae. The coding region runs from base 1 to 1536 and encodes 511 amino acids. Gene Ontology annotation, cellular component: mitochondrion; oxoglutarate dehydrogenase complex. The record is from RefSeq and is a predicted model, not a curated record.